AUGUUCGUGGACCAGGCUCUGGAUAUGAAGAUGGAAGGCUGGCAGCUGGAUCAACUGGCGCAAGGGUUCCGUUGGAAGGCUCUCAAGAAUUUGCUAUCGAGCGACCCCGUGCUACGGAUACUGAAGCCCAAGCUGAUCGGAAAAACUCAAGUCCCGAAAUCUCUACCGAAGGCGGCAACUAAUCCGAUGGAAGGGAUGAGCUCGACCUACCAGAAACUACAAGAUGCUGGAUACGUAGCUGGGCAUUCGAUGCGAACAAAUUGCUGGAAUGCGAUCAGGAUCAGGUAA
Messenger RNA from Peronospora matthiolae, 288 nucleotides. NCBI's taxonomy places the organism in Eukaryota, Oomycota, Peronosporomycetes, Peronosporales, Peronosporaceae. The record is from the annotation of a GenBank genome assembly.